AUGGAAGAGGCUAUUGGUGAUAGAAAGGCUACUCCUCCGCUUGUUUCUGAUACCACCAAGCCAAUGAAACUAGAAGAACUUAAAGACUUUGAGGGGAAAAGCGACAGUAAAGAAAGCUUGGAUAAAGAAUCAGUUGACACAAGUACCAAUAGAGACAACGAGGAAAACAGCAGCCAGGAUUAUGACCUUUCCGUACUUUGCUCCCCUCCUUCUCCUCGUCCUCUUUUGGCCAAAUCUUACAAAAAACGCAGAAAGAGAGAAAUCGACUAUGCCGAUCUUACGAAAAAAGUGAAGAAGGAGUUAAGGGAGUCCAGCAGGGCUCUAGAGGCAAAAAUUGAAGACUUGUAUAAGAAAAAGCUAGUAGUUCUUGAACAUGAUCUUCGAAUUAAGAGAGAAAACGAAUAUAAGCAUAAAGUACAUGAGAAUAUAACAAAAACAACAAUGCAAAUAGCUCAACUCUACAACUGGCCAGAAGAAAAAGUCAAGAAAGCACUUGAGGAAAACUUUAAUAAAGUUUAUGGUGGCUAA
Phycomyces blakesleeanus NRRL 1555(-) is the source of this 528-nucleotide messenger RNA. RefSeq lists its product as hypothetical. The transcript has a single exon. NCBI's taxonomy places the organism in Eukaryota, Fungi, Mucoromycota, Mucoromycetes, Mucorales, Phycomycetaceae. The record is from RefSeq and is a predicted model, not a curated record. Bases 1 to 528 code for a protein of 175 amino acids.